CGCACUGACAGUUAUAUGCAAAAUUUUCCCGAGAAAAUUAACAAGAAAGUUUUUCCUUUAUGCCCAUUCCUUUCUCCUCCGAAAUUCAUCUUCUAAAAAUGUUUCGAUUUUCGCUAAUCUUAUUGAUCUCGAUCUCGUCGAUUAUCUAUGAAUCUUCGAGCUCCUCGAUCAUCAAUCCCUCUAAAGCCAAGCAAGUUUCAUGGAAACCCAGAGCUUUUGUCUACGAGGGUUUUCUCACAGACGAAGAGUGCAAUCAUUUGAUAUCUAUAGCGAAAACGGAGCUGAAAAGAUCAUCGGUUGCUGAUAAUGUUUCGGGAAAGAGCAAGCUCAGCCAGGUUCGAACUAGCUCUGGGAUGUUCAUCAGUAAAGCAAAGGAUCCUAUUGUUUCUGGAAUAGAGGAGAAGAUUGCAAUGUGGACCUUCCUACCUAAAGAAAAUGGGGAAGCAAUACAAGUUUUGAGAUAUGAGCAUGGCCAGAAAUAUGACCCACACUACGAUUAUUUUCUUGACAAGGUUAAUGUUGCAAGGGGUGGACAUCGCAUAGCAACUGUGCUAAUGUAUCUUAGUGAUGUGGCUAAAGGUGGUGAAACAGUGUUCCCCUCGGCAGAGCAGGAGGCUCCUCAUCACAGUUCUACAUCAGAUGACGACUUGUCUGAGUGUGCAAAGAAGGGUAUUGCAGUAAAACCACGAAAAGGGGAUGCUCUCCUUUUCUUCAGUUUCCACCCAACUGCUAUUCCAGAUCCUCUGAGUCUUCAUGGAGGAUGCCCAGUGAUAGAGGGUGAGAAGUGGUCAGCAACAAAAUGGAUCCACGUAGAUUCUUUUGACAUGGUCGUGAGACACGGAGGUAAUUGCACGGAUGGGAAUGAGAAUUGUGAGAGAUGGGCUGCCUUAGGGGAAUGCACCAAGAAUCCAGAGUACAUGGUGGGAACUCCGGAACUUCCAGGAUACUGCAGGAGGAGCUGCAGGAUAUGUUAGCGUGUGAAUCCAUGCUUUCGAGGUACAACAGUCUGUUGUAUUGUUCCACUUUUCAUUCUUAACUCAAAUUUUGUUCCUCUGUGAAAGCUGUCAUUGUUACUCAUUUUGAAAUGUUAGCAAUCCUUGCCGUUAUAAGCAUUUUUUUUUUUUUUGGUACCAAGCAUGUUAAUUCCUGUUCAUUUUGGUUUUGAACCAUCUUCCCCCCUUAUUGAGAUGGUGCAGAGAUUCGUGACCUGAAAUUUGGAUAGUUUUGAUGUGAAACUAAUGACGUGAAAUGUUAGCAUUUUUAUGUGCCA
Camellia sinensis is the source of this 1270-nucleotide messenger RNA. Its product is annotated as putative prolyl 4-hydroxylase 4. Gene Ontology annotation, biological process: peptidyl-proline hydroxylation to 4-hydroxy-L-proline. The record is from RefSeq and is a predicted model, not a curated record. Gene Ontology annotation, cellular component: endoplasmic reticulum. Lineage: Eukaryota; Viridiplantae; Streptophyta; Magnoliopsida; Ericales; Theaceae. Gene Ontology annotation, molecular function: L-ascorbic acid binding; iron ion binding; procollagen-proline 4-dioxygenase activity.